UGCUUGUUAUAGAGUCCACUGAGUCUUGCACAGAGAAAGCAGGCAAAGAAGAGCAAAAUGUCGACAAUGGCGGCUCCUAAGAACAACAGCCAAUGCACCAAGAAGCGCCCUAACAGAGGAUCUUGGACCGCUGAGGAAGACCAAAAACUGUCCCAAGCCAUCGAAACAUAUGGCUCAAAACGCUGGGAAUCAAUUGCUGUCAAAGCAGGUUUGAGUCACGGCGGGAAGAGUUGCAGAUUGAGAUGGUUGAAUUAUCUAAGACCCAACAUCAAGAAGGGCAACAUAUCAGACCAAGAAAAGGACUUGAUACUCAGGCUUCAUAAACUUCUAGGGAACAGGUGGUCUUUGAUUGCUGGAAGACUACCUGGUCGGACUGACAAUGAAAUCAAGAACUAUUGGAAUUCCCGUUUGAGCAAGAAAUUAAGGUUCCAAUCGAAGCGAAAGAUAAGCAAAACAACACAAGCAUAUAAAAAACUGCAAAAAACUAAAGAAAUAAAGACAGAGAAGGCAGCAGGAAUCGUUAAGGAUGAGGGAACAUCUAAAAUAGAUGAGAACUCAAAAAUUAACUUAAUUGAGAAUGGAGACGCAUUAUUUGAUUGUUUUGAGGAAGGACCUCCGAGCUUGGAGUGGAUGAGAGAAUUCCUAGAAGUGGAUGAGGGUUGUUAUGUAUGAAUUUUUAUGAAAUUAAUGAGCUUUUUUACUCUUUUUUGUGCUCACCUUUUAUGUGUCUCUAUCAUCUCAAGAAUGCCUCAAAUUAUCAAAGUAAUAUGUUUAUUUA
Molecule: messenger RNA, 778 nt
Organism: Camellia sinensis
Lineage: Eukaryota; Viridiplantae; Streptophyta; Magnoliopsida; Ericales; Theaceae
Product: transcription factor MYB114
Biological process (GO): regulation of DNA-templated transcription; cell differentiation
Cellular component (GO): nucleus
Molecular function (GO): transcription cis-regulatory region binding
Source: RefSeq, a predicted model, not a curated record